AUGAUUGUGGACCACAGGAAAAGGAGGACCGGAUACGCCCCCAUCCUCAUSGACGGGGCUGUAGUGGAGCAGGACGGGAGCCUCCUUCUCUCUUUCUGUAGCUCUACUGAAUCCAGGACAGUCACAGGCUCACAGCUGCCUGGCUCCCCCUCCUCUGCCCUGCACACAGCCUUCCCUCCCGAAGCGGUCAGCACAGCCUUCCCUCCCAGAGAGCGGUCAGCACAGCCUUCCCUCCCGGAGCGGUCACAGAGCCUUCCCUCCCAGAGUGGUCAGCACAGCCUUCCCUCCCAGAGAGCGGUCAGCACAGCCUUCCCUCCCAGAGCGGUCAGCACAGCCUUCCCUCCCAGAGCGUUCAGCACAGCCUUCCCUCCCAGAGCGGUCAGCACAGCCUUCCCUCCCAGAGCGGUCAGCACAGCCUUCCCUCCCAGAGCGGUCAGCACAGCCGAGAGAAGAAUGGCUCCCCCUCCUCUGCCCUGCACACAGCCUUCCUCCCGAAGCGGUCAGCAAGCCUUCCUCCCAGAGAGCGGUCAGCACAGCCUUCCUCCCGGAGCGGUCCACAGAGCCUUCCCUCCCAGAGUGGUCAGCACAGCCUUCCCUCCCAGAGAGCGGUCAGCACAGCCUUCCCUCCCAGAGCGGUCAGCACAGCCUUCCCUCCCAGAGCGUUCAGACCACAGCCUUCCCUCCCAGAGCGGUCAAGCACAGCCUUCCUCCCAGAAGCGGUCAGCACAGCCUUCCUCCCAGAGCGGUCAGCACAGCCUUCCCUCCCAGAGAGCGGUCAGCACAGCCUUCCCCCCAGAAGCGGUCAGCACAGCCUUCAUCCCAGAGACGCGGUCAAGACACAGCCCUUCCCUCCCAGAGCGGUCAGCACAGCCUUCCCUCCAGAGCGGUCAGCACAGCCUUCCUCCCAGAGCGGUCAGCACAGCCUUCCUCCCAGAGAGCGGUCAGCACAAGCCUUCCCUCCAGGGGUCAGCACAGCCUUCCUCCGAGCGGUCAGCACAGCCUUCUCCAGGCGUCAGCACAGCCUUCCCUCCCAGGACGGUCAGCCAUGCCUUCCUCAGAGUCAGCACAGCUUCCUCCCAGAGAGCGGUCAAGACACAGCCUCCCUCCCAGAGCGGUCAGCACAGCUUCCCUCCCAGAGCGGUCAGCACAGCCUUCCCUCCCAGAGCGGUCAGCACAGCCUUCCUCCCAGAGCGGUCAGCACAGCCUUCCCUCCAGAGCGGUCAGCACAGCCUUCUCUUCCAGAGCGUCAGCACAGCCUUCCUCCAGAGAGCGGUCAGCACAGCCUUCCCUCCCAGAGAGCGGUCAGCACAGCCUCCCAGCUCAGCCAGCUCAUCCGAGAGCGGUGCCCCGGACCUCUCCACCAUCCCCRCGGAGUACCAGGACCUCUGGGAGGUGUUCAGCAASGCUCGGUGCCACUUCGCUUCUGCCGCACCGACCCAAUGA
Salvelinus sp. IW2-2015 is the source of this 1443-nucleotide messenger RNA. The record is from RefSeq and is a predicted model, not a curated record. Lineage: Eukaryota; Metazoa; Chordata; Actinopteri; Salmoniformes; Salmonidae.